Messenger RNA from Morone saxatilis (striped sea-bass), 5530 nucleotides. RefSeq names its product potassium channel subfamily K member 2-like. Gene Ontology annotation, cellular component: membrane. Gene Ontology annotation, molecular function: outward rectifier potassium channel activity; potassium ion leak channel activity. Gene Ontology annotation, biological process: stabilization of membrane potential; potassium ion transmembrane transport. The record is from RefSeq and is a predicted model, not a curated record. Lineage: Eukaryota; Metazoa; Chordata; Actinopteri; Moronidae.
UGGCAGCACCUGACCUUCUUGACCCGAAGUCUGCUGCCCACAACUCCAAACCUCGCCUCUCGUUCUCCGCCAAAUCGGUAGUGCUGAACACCCCAGACUAUGAUGACGAGUGUGACACCCGGACUACAGUCAUGAGGUGGAAAACUGUGUCAGCCAUCUUCUUCUUGGUGGUGCUUUACCUCAUUGUUGGGGCGACGGUGUUCAGGGCACUAGAGCAGCCUCAUGAGAGUUCCCAAAAGCUGGCCAUUCUUGCAGAAAAACUGGACUUCUUGGCCACACACACCUGCGUAAACUCCUCUGAGCUGGAGGAUUUGGUCAAGCAAGUGGUUUCAGCUGUCCGAGCAGGUGUGAACCCUUCAGGAAAUUCAUCCAAUCAGUCGAGCCUCUGGGACAUCAGUUCCUCUUUUUUCUUUGCUGGGACUGUUAUCACGACUAUCGGAUUUGGGAACAUCUCUCCUCACACAGAAGGCGGGCGGAUCUUCUGCAUCAUUUACGCUCUGCUGGGGAUUCCCUUAUUUGGAUUCUUAUUGGCUGGUGUCGGGGACCAGUUGGGGACCAUAUUUGGGAAGGGCAUCGCCAAAGUGGAGAAGAUGAUUGUGAAGUGGAAAGUCAGCCAGACGAAGAUCCGCGUCUUCUCCACGCUGCUCUUCAUCCUGUUCGGGUGCCUCAUUUUCGUGGCCCUGCCAGCUGUCAUCUUCAAGCACAUCGAAGGCUGGAGCACGCUCGAGUCCAUCUACUUUGUCGUCAUCACCCUCACCACGAUCGGCUUUGGAGACUUUGUCGCUGGCGAAAAAGGUGGGUCUGCAGGUGGGUCAGAAAGUCCAGAGUAUCUGGACUACUACAAGCCUGUGGUGUGGUUCUGGAUCCUGGUGGGCCUGGCGUACUUUGCUGCUGUGCUCAGCAUGAUUGGAGACUGGUUCCGGGUCAUCUCCAAAAAAACUAAAGAGGAGGUCGGGGAGUUUCGGGCUCACGCAGCCGAGUGGACAGCAAAUGUGUCAGCUGAGUUCAAAGAGACCCGGCGGCGGCUCAGCGUUGACAUCUAUGACAAGUUCCAGCGUGCUGCAUCCAUCAAGCGCAAGCUGUCAUCCGAGCUGGGUAUUAACACAGCCAUCAACCAGGAAAUGACCCCUAGCAAGAGGACGCUGUCGGCCAACCUGUAUGAGGACAGAGAGGCUUACCCCAACUUAACUCUCUCCCUCAGUCCUGUCACAGGGGCCCUGUCCAGGAAUGGCAGUCUCUAUCUGAACGGCCUCAGCCCAGACUACGCUGACAGGCGAGAGAUCGCCAUCAUCGAAAAUCUAAAAUGAGCGUGAAAAUAAGAUUCGGGGAGUUUUUAACACAACUGGUAGUGGACAGAGCUUACAAAGACAUACACACUUUUGUGCUUAUUGACUGAACAUCUGUGACAAGGUACCCAUGUGCAUUCACUAAGUGGAUUGUGUUUCAAUCAUUGAUUGAAAACCUUUAGAGUGACUUCAACACAAGUCAAUGUGUCAAGCUCCGUACAUUCAAAUGUGUGUCUAACGCUCACACAAGAACUUAAAGUGUGUGUACUCAAAAGUUCCAUUUAUUCUAGAAGGAAUCUGACUUCCUUUCAUUAUGUCCGUGCCAACAUGAUCGAAAGCUGUGCUAGUGAUUAAGCCAAAUCAGGAGCAUGCUCCAGACUGGAACUAUUGAUUGUAUCAUAGGCAUGAGUUUUACAAACUUCUCUUAUAAGCAGGAAGGAAAUGAAAGCCCAUAUUGAGGUAGCAACACACUGGACAUCUUCUCACAUACCCACACAAAAGCCUGUAAACACACAGAAAUUAAUACAUUCAUCAAACUUAGAAGCAAUAGAAGUGUCUCUGCUUAUCUCUUGUUGAAUUUCCAGAGGCCCUGAAAUCUGCAUCAGAUAAAGAGGAUCCUCACUGCUUAAAACACUCCAUAAUCAACAACGGACACUGGUUCCUGACGAGGCAGCAGUCCUGUGCAAACACAAAGGAAUGUGGAUUUUUUUUUUUUUGUUUACACUUCUUCCAGUAUGAAGUAUAUGGCUAGCAUUUGCUGGCUGGUCUGCCCUUGCUAUAGAGACGAAUGUUGACAUUUUUGCUCCUCCAUGAGUGACGUUUAGCUUUUCAUCUUAAGGAAUAAUCCACUUGUGCCUUACUGAAAAAUCACACUGAACAUGUGAGGAUGGUGAUGCAUGAAAGACCCAGAAGCGCUUUGUCUGUCCGUUCAUACUUCUUGUAUAUGAGCACAGUUGUAAUCAAGACAUAUAUAUAUAGGAGGUAUCUUGGAAAAACUGUAUGAAGAAGAGCAAAUGAAAAGAGAGUAGAUGGACACCCUUUUAACUAAUAUUAUCUAACCAAUUUUUAAGAGGAAUCUACCGAAUGCAGGCAACUGAGUGGAGAAACCGUUUCUUCAGAUAAGAUUAGCAACUGGGAAAAUGUUACCUCUUGUUGGCCAGUGUGAAUUAGCCAUUUACUACCAGUCUUAAAGAGCUGAGAUAGUUACAUUAAACACACAGUGCCAGGCCCACUGAUCAGACACUAUUCUCACCGAUACCAAAGUAAUGAUCCUGUUUUUCUGACUGAGGAAUCAGAGAGGUAUCCAGUCUGAUCAAAGGAUUAGGAGUGCUGUUCUGCAGGUUUCUAGAAAUUGAAAACACUGUUAUGUUUUUUUCAUGAGAAUGGAACAUAGAGCUUGGUGCAUAAAUAUAGUCUUUUUUUUUUUAUCCAACUAAAGAAUAAAUCUCCGGCAUGUAUGGUACUGUAGCAAUGAAAGCUCUGUGGCUGUGAAGAGCAUACAGUAUAUUUUCCUUACUGCUUUUCAUAAUGUUGCAGCUCUCAUCACUACCAUCAGAUUUAAAGUUAAAGGGAAUAUUUCCUCAGCUGACAAAGAUGAUGUCUUUUAUGUCUUGUCAAUAAUGAAUGUACACCAUCAGAAACCUCUAUUUAGUGUUUCACUGCAGCGACUAAAUUAUCAAGAUUUUAGAGAUCUGUGAUUUGCAUCACACUGAAAUAGAAGCAGCAUCAAAUUAAAUAAAGACCUCCCUGCAGCUGAUUUGAUGUUGAUUGAAGAUUAUGAAGAUAGGAAUGUCAUGUGGGACAGCUGAUAUUUCACUUAUUCUCUUGCAUUGCUUGAAUAUACAUUUUGUGUUCGCAUUUUAAGCAGGACCAUUUUUAAAUUCAGGAUACUUUUGCAAGGACGAGAAUGGGUUGGUUUUGAUGACAUUACACAAGGAUAUUUUAGGUUCUGGUGUCUCCCAGUUAAAUGGUUUGGAUUGUGUGUCUUAUUUUAUGGUGUUAUUCAGUGCUUUUAUCCAGCGAGAUAUGCUGUAAUCUUCUAAAUACAUUUGAUAGUGCUAUUUACAGUUUGUAGCAUUAAAAUACAUUUACAAUACAGUGUGACUUACAAGACAUUAUGCCAUAUGUGGCAAACCAUGUCUGCUAUACCAAAUGUCUAUAAUUUAUGGGUAAUCAGUAGAAAAGAUUAAGUUUUGUUUUAAAAUGACUGGAUUUGUACAGUACAUUUGACAACUUGACAUCCUGUAUGAUUUGAAUCUUUAACUGAAAGGUAGGAACUGGUUGCACAAGCCUCUUUAUAACUUAAGUCAUUAGGUGGAGAUUUAUACUGUACAUCAUUAAAACAAAAACACAAAGAUAAACAAACUCACUCUUACAUAGUCUAAACAAACUAACAGAACUUGAUAAUAUAUCACCCAUUUAGGAUGAAGACUUAAAGAGGUGAAGAACUAUGGUCAGUGCAUCUGACCCUACACUUAGCAGCCUAUUGAUGAUUUUAAAUUACAUUUCACGAAAAUAGCAUAAUGUAUCUCAAAUUAAAAACUAUGCUAGUAGUUUGACUAAAUAACGAAAUAAUAGAAUAGGAUAAUCUGAUAUUUCCCGACUGAUUCUAAAUCGCAUGAAUGUGCUACUGAUUCAAAAACAAAUAUCUUCCUGUAUGCAUAUAUAAUACCUACAUUUACAAAGAUUUUUGGUUAGAGACCAUUACAGAUGUAUCAACCGACUUUAACCAAAGUCUUAACUAAGAUAUUCCAAAUCAAGUGUGAAACUACUUAGCAGUUACUAGGAAAUUAAAGAUUUUACACACAAACUUGGCAGUAAGUUGACAAAUAGCUGGCGCAACUUACUCUAGGACAGUAUUAGUAGUUUGCUCUCUUUUUCCUGUUCUGAAUCUCCUGGUUUUCUUGAAAGUGUGCACACUGGUUUGUGAAGAGCCUGACUGACUGUACUGUAAGGCUGUCAUGUGUAAUCAAGUCAAAGAGGAGUCAUAAAGAGGUUGAAAGGAUAGGAGACUUCCUUUAACACAUGGUUGGGUUUCUAAAAAUACCCUUAUGUUCUUAUUCUUCUUCUUCUUCUUCUUCGUGUUUAUAAAAAGCAAUCAAUAGCAUCAAAACACUUACUGUAUGUUGUACUGACUUGCAAUACACUGAAAGAAAGACUACUAGUACAUUAGUGCUGAGUUGCCUGGGGGAAAGCAAUCUAAGUCUUAGUGCAUCUGCUCAAAGCAAAGCCCCCAAAGGCGUCCUAUUGCUUUUUCCCAGUCAGUCGUGUGAUUGACAGCCACUGAGGAGAGCUGUCAGUACUGAAGAAAGUCAAGGAGUGCUGUCGAAGGAGCAUUAUGUAAUAUGUCAGGCCAUCCAAGGCCACAUGUGAGGAUACGUGUGCAUGAGUUCACAGUAAGUGUGAAUGGACAUGUGAAUGUGUGCGUGUGUUAAGUUUUGAGAAAAUCCAUUUCAUUUCCACCCACAAAAGCAUUUUCACAUGGUAUCUUCUUUUCCCAAGGUGAUAGUUUUUAAUUAAGUCUGUGCCGCAUAAAAAUCCCAGUUCAAGCAUGUUGAAUGUAUCUUUCCAUUCAUGACGGCAGAGAUGAGACUCAUUAUGAAUGUAAGCACACGAUUUAACGUUGUGAUUUAUGUAUGAAAAGAAGCUAAAUUAGCUCAGUGGGUAUGCUGUGAAAACAACUGCAGACUUUUUAAAGCCAGCUGCCCUGGAUUAUUAAUAAAAAAUACAAUGCCAUACAAACAUGAUUAUGUACCAAUCAUAGUCAUAAUGAUCAUAACAGUAGAUAACAGUUUCAGAAAAUAUAUAUUCAUAAUGAAAAUAUGCAUACAAGAUCCAUUUUUCAUAAUCCACAACUUUGGUUUGGAUUUGGUCAACUCCUUAAAAUUUAUGCAUGAAAAUGUUCUAAAUGAGACCCAUUAUGUCAAAGCAAACUGAAUUAGCUUAUUCUGUUUUUUUAUUUUAAUUCCCAAUGAGCCCACCUGUACAAUUUUGCCAAUAAAAACAUGGGGGGGGGGUUACACACAUGCACAUUUAAAAAACAUGGUCUCAACCAAGUGUUGCAUGCUACUUUAAAUGUUACUUCCAGAUGUUUAAAGAUAAGAUGUGUCUAUAAUCACAGGCUUUGCUUUGAUUUUAAUAACAGUAUGGCGACAAUGUGUUUCCAGUAUGUUAAUAUGUUAAUGUGGGUAUGUCACCUCAACCCAUGACAACUUUUCAAAAGGUUUAGAAUAAAAUAUUUUAUA